Gracilinanus agilis (Agile Gracile Mouse Opossum) is the source of this 449-nucleotide messenger RNA. It is a transcript of the gene SMIM31, whose product is annotated as small integral membrane protein 31. The coding region runs from base 78 to 272 and encodes 64 amino acids. The record is from RefSeq and is a predicted model, not a curated record. Lineage: Eukaryota; Metazoa; Chordata; Mammalia; Didelphimorphia; Didelphidae. The transcript is spliced from 3 exons.
UCAAAAUGGACAGUCCAGCUUUCACCUAGUUUCUCCCAAGGACAGGAGUGCCUCCGGCCAAUCAGCUCUUAGGGUUCAUGGAGUCGCCAUUCACCAAUCUGGAAGUGGCCUUCAUCUUGCUGGCUUUUGUUGUCUUCUCCCUAUUCACUCUGGCUUCCAUCUACAGUGAUCCAGAGAAGACAAAUGCAGAGAAAGAAGGGGGACAGGAGGAAAAGGAAAAAGAAAGAAGAAAAAGAGAGAGGAAAAAAUACAAAGAAAAAGAGAGAAAAUGACACUCCUUAUUUGUGCAGUCAGGAUCACUAUUCUAUUAUCACACAAAUUUAUUUUGUCUUCUCGCUUCUCAAACAAUAAUAAUGUCCCCACACUUUUCCUUUUUUACCCAUUUCAAAAAUUUGAACAGAACAAGUACAAUAAGUGUUCAAUAAAUUUCUCAUCAAUACAUAUUGAUU